Molecule: messenger RNA, 1746 nt
Organism: Durusdinium trenchii
Lineage: Eukaryota; Dinophyceae; Suessiales; Symbiodiniaceae
Source: the annotation of a GenBank genome assembly
AUGACACCGACAUGGAAGGAAGACCCUCGACCAGUUCGAGGUGCCAAAGCCUUGAAGCAACUCUCGAACCUGGCCGAGUCAAAGACAUGUUGUAGUUCUCCAGAUAGAAAGCACUUGGGCCAAGACCAAGAGGUUGCAGAUGCUGAAACCGAAACGGGCCUUCUACAAGAGGUGCUGGAAGUGGCAGAGACAUGGCCGGUUGAUGAGGAUGGUGUGGUGCCAGAUUUGGAUCCAGGUAGUGCAGGUGUCAAUCUGGGUCUUGAUGCCAAGGACCGCUUCUAUGGGCGGAUGAGUGGAGUCGAGGUUGAGAAAGAACUCAUCCGCUUAGCAGUCCUUUUACAAAGCCUCUUGCGUGACUUUAGCAUCAUGAAGGACACCAUGGGCCACCUGGAGGAUGAGCAAAAUACGGUGAAGGAAACAGUGCGCCAUGGCCUACACGAAUGCUCCGCUCAAGUCUUGGAUGUGCAGAAGGACUCCGAAAGUCGCAUGAAGGUCCUGACCACUCAGGUGGAAGAGGCCACUUGGACCGUUGCACGAUGUCAAUUCGACACGAAGGCAAAGACGCAGGCCUUGGGGAAAGACCUUCAAGAACAAAUUGAGUUACAAAAGCAAUACAUCGAGGAGUUCAAGGAAGACACUAGAAAGCGCUCAAAGAGCUUGGAGGACGUGCAGCAGCGAGUGAUGGAACGCAUCGAAUGCAACGAGCAAGCUAGGAAGGCUCUAAGAAUCGAUGCCUUCGGCGAGAUGGCGCGAGAACGGAAGGCAGCUCAAGAUCUCAGAGCUCACGACCAGGAAGAGAUAAACCAAAAGUUCGCUGAACUGCAGCUGAUACAACAGUCCAGCCAAGAGGCCUCGAGAAAUGUCCGGGAGAAGAUAGACUUUGCUUUAGAGGUCAUGAACCAAGUCCAAGAGAAGAUUGACAUCGUUGCCGAGGAAAACGUCAGCAAGUUUGUUUUGACGGACAACGUUGUGGCACAACUCCAAGAAAAGGUGAAGCACGUCUCUGAGGAGACUGUGCAGCGGCGACUUUCGACACAAGCAGUGAUUGAAGAGCUUCGGAAAGAGCUUCACUGGCGAAAGGCAUCAAGUGGCAAGACAUCGAGUGGCAAUGCAGGCAGCUAUAGAGUUGACAGCCUAUUGACCUCCGAGUUUUCCAGAGAGGACAGUCAAGGAGGGCAAUUCCUCCGAGAGGACUCGCAGAUCCAGGGCUCUCAAGGGUCGGAGUUGCAAAUCACGCAGAGCUCACAAAGCGGAGAGCUGCUAGAGCGCAUUGAGAUCCUUGAGCUGCAGGUUCAACGUGCCACAGAGGAUCACAAGGGUCUUGAAGAUGACAUAUUCAAUCGUUUGAAAGACUUGGAGCUUCAGGUGCAGAGAGGCGUGGAGAACACGAGCUACCUCGAAGAAGACUUUGCCGACCGCUGCAAAGAAAUUGAUGCUCAGGUGCACCUUGCAGCAACCAGUCAACGAGACCUGGCUGAGGACGUGUUUCAACGCAUCGAAGACCUUGAAGAUCAGGUGCGCAGAAAAGGAGAAAGGCAAGAGCAGAUGGAUUUACACCUGCGAGAUUUACAGGAUAUGGUUGAAUCAAGAAGCGAACGGCGUCCAGCAGAGGAGGAAAGCUCCUCCGAAAGAGGCGCUCAUAGUUCCGCGGAGGAUUUGGAUGACAGGCCCUUGAGUGGUUCUGCACCAGAGGAUGAAAACGGUCGGCUUGCUGCUGGUGGGGCUGCAGCGUCAGAAGAGGCUUGA